Molecule: messenger RNA, 2465 nt
Organism: Sphaerulina musiva SO2202
Lineage: Eukaryota; Fungi; Ascomycota; Dothideomycetes; Mycosphaerellales; Mycosphaerellaceae
Product: glucosamine-fructose-6-phosphate aminotransferase
Exons: 4
Coding region: 142-2238 (698 amino acids)
Biological process (GO): protein N-linked glycosylation; fructose 6-phosphate metabolic process; UDP-N-acetylglucosamine metabolic process
Molecular function (GO): L-glutamine:D-fructose-6-phosphate transaminase (isomerizing) activity; carbohydrate derivative binding
Source: RefSeq, a predicted model, not a curated record
CUGCAAUUCACUCCACUCGCUCUUCCCUCUACCGCUCUCUCGACCCCUCUCUCUCCUCGUUGACACCAAUACAUCAAUUGAGAGUCUCCAGUUCCGACCCUUCACACCCAUAUUGUUCCGUUCUCGAGCCACGCCGCGACCAUGUGCGGAAUCUUUGGUUACAUCAACUACCUGGUCGAGAAGGACCGCAAGUUUAUUCUCGACACGCUCGUCAAUGGCCUCGCACGACUCGAGUAUAGAGGCUACGACUCCGCCGGUCUUGCCGUCGAUGGCGACAAGCGUGGCGAGGUGUUUGCGUUCAAAGAGGUGGGCAAAGUCGCCAAACUGAAGGAGUUGAUCGCUGCCGAGCAGCCAGACCUCACCAAGGUCUUUGACAACCACGCCGGAAUUGCACACACCCGAUGGGCCACUCACGGUCCCCCAAGCAGAGUCAACUGCCAUCCACACCGAUCAGACCCCAAAUGGGAGUUUGCAAUCGUGCACAAUGGCAUCAUCACAAACUACAAGGAGCUCAAGACGCUCCUGGAAGGCAAGGGCUUCAGGUUCGAGACGGAGACGGACACAGAGGCUAUCGCGAAGCUCGCAAAGUACAUCUACGACCAGCACCCAAACAUCGACUUCACUACUCUCUGUAAGGCAGUGAUCAAGGAGCUCCAGGGUGCCUUUGGUCUGCUCAUGAAGAGUGUGCGCUACCCCGGUGAGGUCGUGGCUGCCCGCAAGGGUUCGCCGCUUGUCGUCGGUGUCAAGACCCAGAAGAAGAUGAAGGUUGACUUUGUCGAUGUCGAGUUUGGCGACAGCGGUGAGGUGCUUCCAGCUGAGCAGGCGAGCCAGAACGUCGCUGUGAGGAAGAACCCAAGCAUGCUCGGCGCCGGCCUGCUGGCACCACCGGACAAAUCACUCCUCCACCGCUCGCAAUCACGCGCCUUCCUCUCAGACGACGGCGUGCCACAGCCCACUGAGUUCUUCCUCUCCUCCGACCCAGCCGCCAUCGUCGAACACACCAAGAAGGUCCUGUACCUGGAAGACGACGACAUUGCUCACAUCCACGAGGGCCAGCUCAACAUUCACCGCCUGUCGAAGACUGACGGCACUAGCAACGUUCGUGCUAUUCAGACGCUCGAGAUCGAACUCCAGGAGAUCAUGAAGGGCCGAUUCGACCACUUCAUGCAGAAGGAAAUUUUCGAGCAGCCCGAGUCGGUGGUCAAUGCCAUGCGCGGUCGCUUGAACGUGGAAGAGAAGACAGUUACACUCGGAGGACUGAAGCAGUACCUCACUACAAUCCGUCGCUGCAGACGUCUCAUAUUCAUCGCUUGCGGUACCUCCUACCACUCGUGCAUGGCUGUCCGCGGAGCUUUUGAGGAACUCACUGAGAUCCCCAUCUCAGUCGAGUUGGCCUCUGACUUCCUCGACCGACAAGCGCCAGUCUUCCGCGACGAUACUUGCGUGUUCGUAUCGCAAUCCGGUGAGACUGCAGACUCGCUCAUGGCUCUUCGUUACUGCCUCGAGCGUGGCGCUCUCACUGUCGGCAUUGUGAACACCGUUGGAUCUAGCAUCUCCCUCAUGACACACUGCGGUGUCCACAUUAACGCUGGACCAGAGAUCGGUGUCGCUUCGACCAAGGCCUACACGUCUCAGUUCGUGUGCAUGAUCAUGUUUGCUCUGCUGCUGUCCGAGGACCGCGCAAGCAAGCACCAGAGGAGAAUGGAGAUCAUCGAUGGUCUUAGCAAAGUGUCAGACCAGUUCAAGGAGAUCCUGAAGAUGGAUCAGCAGAUCAAGGAACUGUGUCUGAAGUUCAAGGAUCAGAAGUCUAUGCUUCUAUUGGGUCGUGGUGCUCAGCACGCUACCGCGCUCGAGGGUGCACUCAAGAUCAAGGAGAUCUCGUACCUCCACUGCGAGGCUGUCAUGUCGGGAGAGCUGAAGCACGGCGUCCUCGCACUUGUCGACGAGAACCUCCCCAUUGUCAUGAUUCUCACCCGCGAUCCGAUCUUCGCAAAGUCCCUGAAUGCCUACCAGCAAGUCAUCGCCCGCAAGGGACGACCAAUUGUCAUUUGCAAUACCGACGACAAGGAAUUCCCAGGCGAGAAGACCGACAAGAUUGAAGUCCCUCACACAAUCGACGUGCUGCAAGGCCUGCUCAAUGUCGUGCCACUACAACUCAUGUCAUACUGGCUGGCUGUAGCGGAGGGCGUGAACGUGGAUUUCCCACGUAAUUUGGCCAAGUCGGUAACCGUUGAGUAAACAACACGCUUCAGUGAAAGGUGCACUCGAUGGAAAACAAGACAGAUUAUAGCGGGCGUUGAUUGGAAAAUGGAUACCUCUUCGUAGGGCUCAGCUGGCUCUGUGCGUCUGAAGAGAGAUCUGAAGAAGGAGAGAGAGAGAUUGUGCAUGAUUAAUUGAAGUGAGGCAGCAAAGAUACGACAGUAUUAGAGACGUGAAUGUGAUCAACAGACCGACCGUUACCAACC